Molecule: messenger RNA, 3008 nt
Organism: Tribolium madens (black flour beetle)
Lineage: Eukaryota; Metazoa; Arthropoda; Insecta; Coleoptera; Tenebrionidae
Product: pyruvate dehydrogenase phosphatase regulatory subunit, mitochondrial
Exons: 13
Coding region: 155-2854 (899 amino acids)
Cellular component (GO): mitochondrion; mitochondrial matrix; cytoplasm
Molecular function (GO): oxidoreductase activity; protein binding
Source: RefSeq, a predicted model, not a curated record
UUCCCAAAUUCUAACCUCAAAACAACAAAAUGUCAAAGAUAACUUUCGAAGUCGCAUAAUUCAUUUAAUUUUCUUUAAUUUCCUCUCGUAGUGCAUCACAGGGCUUCAUGUCAAAUUAACAUUUGAAUUCACGUUUAAAUGACUUCCCGCGAAGAUGUUGCGUAGAAUACGAAAAGAUUAUUUUCGAACCCAGUGCCAAAGGUUCCUGUCUUCCAGCAGAAAAUUAGACACUGAAAAUAUUUACGAUGUCGAAGACGGACCUCUCGAGACUAUUGUACCCCCACGACAGGCAAAAGUUGUCGUGUGUGGCGGGGGCGUCAUGGGGGCUUCAGUAGUGUACCAUUUAGCGAAGCUGGGAUGGGGUGCAGAGACAGUUUUAAUUGAACAAAACAGGGUCGGAGGAGGGACAACAUGGCACUCAUCUGGACUUAUCGGUGUUUUCAAGCCAAGUUUAGCACAAGUGACACUGACUAAAUCCAGUGUGGAAUUGUACAAACAUUUGGAGUCAAAGGGGCUAGCAACUGGGUGGAAGCAGUGUGGAAGUCUCAAUUUGGCCAGAACUAGGGAUAGGAUGACAGUUUUUCGCCGAAUGAAAGCACAAUCAGUAUCGUGGCAAAUUGACUGUGAAUUAUUAUCGCCCCAAGAAUGCAAAGAAAAAUGCCCUUUAGUAAAUGUGGAUGACUUAGUUGGAGGUCUCUGGAUACCAGGGGAUGGCGUAGGUGACCCUUAUGAAACUUGCAUGUCGGUGGCAGGGGAAGCCAAAAAAAUGGGUGUUAAAAUUGUUGAAAACUGCACUGUAACAAAAAUUCAUCAAAAUAAUGGAAAGGUGUCCGGUGUUGAGACAGAUUUGGGCCCAAUUGAUUGUGAAUAUUUUGUUAACUGUGCAGGAUUUUGGGCUAGAGGAGUUGGACAGUUGUCAGAACCAUAUGUUAAAGUUCCUCUACAUGCUGUUGAACAUUAUUAUUUGCAUACUAAACCAAUUCCAGGAUUGGAUUCGAUGACUCCAGUUGUUCGUGACCAAGAUGGUCAUAUUUAUUUCAGGGAAAAUAAAGGAAGACUUUUAGCUGGUGGGUUUGAACCUGUUGCCAAGCCAGCUUUUGAGGAUGGCAGGAUACCUGCGAGCAGUAAAGAGCGAUAUCUGCCAGAAGACUGGGAUCAUUUUCAUAUAUUACUCGAACAACUUCUUCACAGAGUUCCCCAUUUGGGUUCAGCGGUAUUGGACCGUCUUUGUAACGGCCCUGAAGCUUUUAGUCCCGACUGUAAAUGGAUAGUUGGCGAAGCCCCCGAAAUAAGAAAUUAUUUAGUAGCCGCUGGUAUGAAAACUGUCGGUGUAUCCGCAGCAGGCGGUGUUGGAAAACUAACCACAGAGAUUAUAGUAAAUGGAGAAACCACAUUUGAUAUUUACGAAUUGGAAGUUUCCCGCUUUUUGGGUUUGCACAAUAACCGGAAAUUCCUGCGGGAUCGGGUUAAGGAAGUACCGGGAUUGCAUUACGGGCUUUGUUAUCCUUUUCACGAGUUUAGCACAGGGAGGAAUUUGAGAAUGUCGCCGGUUUAUCCGAAAUUGCGCGAAGCUGGCGCUGUUUUUGGACAAGUUAUGGGGUAUGAAAGGCCUGCUUGGUUUGACACAGAACACGCCUUAGAGGGAGAUCCCCAAGACUGGUCAACUCCAAGCAGAAUGGCCUACACUAACACCUUUGGAAAGCCCCCAUGGUUCGAGAAUGUCGCUGCGGAAUAUGCUGCAUGUAGAGAAAGUGUAGGAAUUAGUGAUUAUUCUUCUUUUACCAAAAUUGAUCUCUGGUCAAAAGGCAACGAAGUAGUCAGUGCGCUACAGUUUUUGUGUUCAAAUGAUGUAGAUGUUCCUAUCGGUAGUAUAAUACAUACUGGUAUGCAAAACAAGUAUGGCGGUUAUGAAAACGACUGUUCUUUGGCCCGACUGUCUGAAAAUCAUUACAUGAUGAUAGCUCCGACUAUCCAACAAACGCGGUGUAAAGUCUGGCUUCAGAAGCACCUACCACCCACUGUAACAAUCUCAGACGUGACUAGCAUGUUCACAGCCCUAGCCAUCAUGGGGCCUUUUACAAGAACUCUGCUUUCUGAGUUAACAGACACCGAUUUGAGGCCCAAAAAUUUCCCUUUUUUCACCUUUAAAAUGCUGGAUGUUGGUUUAGCUAACGGAAUUCGUACAAUGAAUCUCACUCACACUGGGGAGUUGGGUUAUGUCAUGUACAUCCCCAACGAGUUUGCCUUACACGUCUACUCCAGUCUAAUCCAAGCGGGGGAGAAAUACGGUAUCAAACAUGCCGGAUAUUAUGCGACAAGAGCUCUAAGGGUUGAAAAGUUUUACGCCUUCUGGGGUCAGGAUUUGGAUACGAGGACAACGCCUCUAGAAUGUGGAAGAGUGUGGCGAGUUAAAUUUGAUAAAGGGGUUGAUUUUAUCGGAAGGGAUGCUCUUCUAAGGCAAAGAGAAGAGGGGGUUAAACGAAUGUAUAUACAGCUGAUUUUGAAUGAUCAUUGUCAUGAAACCGAACUAUGGCCUUGGGGUGGUGAACCCAUUUAUCGAAAUGGUAAAUAUGUCGGGAUGAGUACCACUACAGGAUACGGGUUUACUUUUAAAAAACAGGUCUGUUUAGGAUUUGUUGAAAAUUAUGGAAAAAAUGGGGAGAGAUUACGGGUAACCAACGACUAUAUCUUAGGUGGUGACUACGAGGUGGAUAUUGCUGGAAUAAGAUACCAUGCCAAAGUUAACGUACAUUCUCCAAUCUUGCCGACGAAAUAUCCUGAUAAAGAGCGUGAUGUUUAUCAAGCUACAAGAGAUAAACACGAUGAUAAUGUGGUAGUAAAAGCCGUGAAGUAAAGAAAUUUUUAGAAAUGUUAAUCGACAACAUUUAUGUUCAAAUAAAAAGUGUAUUUUUUUCAACACCAUGUUUUACGGUUUUCUGUCCUAGUUAAAUUAAAGUAACAAUUAGAUGAUUGUAAAUAUGAACUCGAUAAUUUAUUAAUAAACGAUU